CAAUUCUAGGUAUGAUUACGUAUAGCCUUCAAAACCAAUAGCGCUGUCAAUCAGUAACAGACACAACACAGAGAGAGAUAGAGAUUGAGAAAGAGAGAGAUGAGGUUUAUGAAUUACAUUACACAAUGGAGAAGUGCCGCGAAGGAAGCAUUAGAUCGCACUGCAAUAACAGUCAAGUUCCUAUGCUGGCUUCACUUCACCGAUAACUACCUCUUCUCCGCAACUCACGUGUAUGGACCUAGCAUGCUUCCCACCCUAAACCUCGCCGGCGACGUCGUUCUCACCGAACGCCUCUCUCAUCGCGUCGGGAACCUCGCCCAUGGUGACUUGGUGCUCGUUAGGUCCCCUGUGAACCCUAAUCGGUGCUUGACCAAGCGAAUUGUCGCCAUGGAAGGGGACACUGUUUCUUACUUUGAUCCCUUGCGUGCUGAUGCUGCUCAAGUUGCAGUGGUACCAAAGGGACAUGUUUGGAUUCAAGGGGAUAACGUCUAUGCCUCCCAUGAUUCACGUCAUUUUGGUCCUGUUCCAUAUGGUCUUAUACAAGGAAAAGUCUUUUUUCGGGUUUGGCCACUUGAUAGCUUUGGACUACUAGAUCAAUGAAGAUAUUUUAAAGACGGUUAAAGGUUUAUAUAUUUCGUUUACCAGAGUGCUCAUGAUCAUUUAUUCUGUAAAAGGCAUUGAACUUGGAUGGAGAUUCGGGGAUCUCCAUGAAGGUGGCUGUUAGCAAGGGAAUGCUUAAAGCUCACGCUUCCUUUUGGCAACGCGGGAUACAUGUUCUGGUCUAUUUGAGUUCUGUGUAAUGUGUAUUUUUAAUAGAGAUCAAUAUAUGGAAAACAAUUGAUUAGGAAUCAUGCAUUACUCCUUAUUUUUGAUUAUAUUCAGGGUAGGUUUUCUGUCUUUCUUUUACCCGGUGUCAAUUUAUAUCUGAAACUAACAGUUAUUCAAUGUAAUAAUCUGUUUUGCCUUUCAAUGCGAUUAUUUCAUUCGUGAA
Messenger RNA from Lotus japonicus, 991 nucleotides. Its product is annotated as mitochondrial ATP-independent inner membrane protease subunit 1a. Gene Ontology annotation, molecular function: serine-type endopeptidase activity. Bases 100 to 600 code for a protein of 166 amino acids. The record is from RefSeq and is a predicted model, not a curated record. Lineage: Eukaryota; Viridiplantae; Streptophyta; Magnoliopsida; Fabales; Fabaceae. The transcript is spliced from 5 exons. Gene Ontology annotation, cellular component: membrane; mitochondrial inner membrane peptidase complex.